CGGCUUCCGUUGUGCCACUGUCGAGGCAGAAACGUCAGAGGACACGCGGGUGUUGUCGAAUGUACGAACGGCGAUAAUAAAUUUCUGACGCAGCAAUGGACCGAGAGCAGCUAGAGCAUGAGAACCAACGCCUGGCCGACCAGUUGUCGAACAAGGUGUCCCACCUGAAGAGCCUGGCGUACGACAUGGAGCUGGAGACCAAAGAACACAACCGGCUCCUCGGAGGUCUGUCGUGGGACUUCGAGGGUUCGCACGGCCUGCUGUCGAGCAGUAUGGGCCGCGUGCACAAGAUGGUCGGCGCCGCCAAGGGCAACCGCAGACUCGCCUGCUACGCGGCCCUGCUGGUGGUGGCGCUGGUGCUACUCGGCUACGCCCUGGCCACGAGGCGCUGAACCGCUGAGCCCUGUAAAUACGCGCACUGUCUGGAAUAAAAGAUCGUGGGCUGCUUAUUGGGACUUCCUCGCGGAGGAAAAGCGUGUC
Molecule: messenger RNA, 480 nt
Organism: Ixodes scapularis (black-legged tick)
Lineage: Eukaryota; Metazoa; Arthropoda; Arachnida; Ixodida; Ixodidae
Product: BET1-like protein
Exons: 4
Coding region: 96-392 (98 amino acids)
Biological process (GO): retrograde transport, endosome to Golgi; regulation of retrograde vesicle-mediated transport, Golgi to ER
Cellular component (GO): Golgi trans cisterna; SNARE complex
Molecular function (GO): SNAP receptor activity
Source: RefSeq, a predicted model, not a curated record